CCCUGCCAUGGCGGCGCCUUGCCGGCGGUGUAUCAGCGGGUUGUUGUCAGUGCUGAGGUCCCGUCCUGUGUACCGGCCUUUGCAAAACGGGGUCCCAAGGGAUGUGUUGCUCUUCCAGCACGAACGGGGCCGCUUCUUUGUCAUCCUUGGACUGUUUUGCGCGGGUCAGGGCAUCUUCUGGACCUCCCUCGCUGUUGCAGCCUUGUCCAGACCUCUGAUCCGAGUUCCAGCGGAGGCUCCCAACCGGGGACACACGGACCUGCGCUCUGUACUCUGGCGCUACGGGCUAGCUCUUGGUUGCGGCACAGUGGGAGCCUUGGUCCUUGGUGCUGGUCUUCUCUACUCUCUCAGAUCUGUGCGUUCAGUCAUGCUCCUUGCAGGAGGGAAACAAGUGACACUUACCACUUAUGCCCCCUUUGGCUUGGGGACCCGUUUCACAGUUCCCUUGAACCAGGUUUCCUGCAUGGCCCACAGAGGUGAAGUUCCUGCAAUGUUGCCUCUGAAGGUCAAAGGCCGGCGCUUUUACUUCCUUUUGGACAAAGCUGGACACUUCCCCAACACUCAACUCUUUGAUAACACUGUGGGUGCCUACCGGAGCCUGUGAAAAAUGGCCCCUCUCAGAUGAUGUAAACCCAUAAGAAGACUGCUAUAGGGCAAUGAAAAAGGUGCCCAGAGUUCACUAACAGCCAAUAAAUCUGUCUUACAAAGGGCCUGAUGCAUGCCUACUUAAAA
Molecule: messenger RNA, 732 nt
Organism: Meriones unguiculatus (Mongolian gerbil)
Lineage: Eukaryota; Metazoa; Chordata; Mammalia; Rodentia; Muridae
Gene: Tmem223
Product: transmembrane protein 223
Exons: 2
Coding region: 8-604 (198 amino acids)
Biological process (GO): nervous system development
Cellular component (GO): mitochondrion
Source: RefSeq, a predicted model, not a curated record